Molecule: messenger RNA, 2025 nt
Organism: Prorocentrum cordatum
Lineage: Eukaryota; Dinophyceae; Prorocentrales; Prorocentraceae
Source: the annotation of a GenBank genome assembly
AUGGUUCUGACUUCGCACAAGGCUCAGUACAAGUGCUGCCCCGAGCUCUGGCAGGCCGUGCAUGAGGUGCACAAUUUCGAGAGACCGAGCCCGGACGUGCUGAAAACUCUCGUCAACUCCUUCGGAAUCCAGCUAGAGAAAGCGAACGGCCUGUUCUGCUCCCCGCUCAUGGAGGCGCACUUCAAGUGGCAGAGCGCCAACAUAGUGCACAAGGUCAAAAGGAUGGAAUCCGUCUGCAGCCUCUGCUUGGAGGAGUUCGCGGAGGGCACCCCGAUGCGGUUGUGCCGCACCUGUGACUUCGAGGUGUGCCAUGGCUGCGUGGCCACCGGCAGCGACGGGGCCGGCAGCGACGGGGCUGGCGGCAGUGGUGCGAGCAGCGGCGCGGAGAGGCCCGCCAAAGUGCAGGCGGCGCCGGAGAGCGCACCCGCGCGUGGCACGGCGUGCCGGGCACAGUGGCAGCCGAGCAGCGCGUGGGGCGGUGAGGACAUAGUCGGCCCUGAUGGGGAGAUAUACGAGGUUUUCUAUCCGAAAGCCCACGAGGACGACGAGCUGGAAGGGCCCGACGGCAUGUCGACGCAAUUGCCAGGGUCUCCUCAGGACCUCGAGCUAGUGGAGGAGUUUGAGACCUGGCAGCCGGUCGUGGACUGGGUCUCCACAGAGGCAGAGGUCAGAAUCGCCGCCAUGGUCGAGCACAUGUCCAGACAGGCCGUCUCCAGCUACCCGGCCCGCCACGCUCUCUUCGAGACCGUGAAGGCGGCGACCGAGGAGGCUCUGGGGGAUCAUUUUGACAGCUUUGCGCUGGUUGGCAGCACGGCCAUGAGGAUCGACACGCCUGACUCUGACUUAGACGCCGUGGCGUUCACAAAGGACGCCGCAGGGUCGCCUGAGCCCAGGGACGCUCUGAGGCUCGUCGCGGAGAGGCUGGAGGAGCGUGAGGGGGGGCAGCUUGGCCUGCAGCUGGUGCCCUGCGCGCGCGUGCCCGUGCUGACCGUGCUGUCGGCCGACGGUACCCAGUCCUUGGACCUGACAGUAAACGAGACGGUCGGACUGUGGCACGUCUGGCGCCCCAAACGGGGACCGCGACGCUGGUGGCCAGCGCGGAGGUCAAGAACGCCACCCCCUGGUUGGAGCGCGCCAGCUUGGAGGCCGAGGAGUGGUCGAUCGACUCUGCCCCCGCGGACAAGAAGUUCGCCAACCGACUCGCUGGUGCGCCGCAGGUUGCGGCCAGGCGAGUGCAGCAGGCGCUGGGGGCUCUCGGGGCGGGCCCGAGGACCUGGGAGCGGUUCGCGGUCGUGGGCGCGCAGAGCCACCGCCAGGAGCUGCGCGCGGCGGAGGAGAAGUCGCCGCAGCAGAUCCAGAGGGAGCUCGCACUCAAGCGGGCCAAGCGCGCUUUUGAGGAGCGAUUUCCAGAGCGCCGUUUCUUCGCCAAGAACGCUCGGGGCGAGCUGUCGUCGCAGUGGACCCCGCUCUGCCAGAUCACACCGCUCGAGGACGGGCCUGCCAAGAUGCAGCAAUACCUCUGCGCCUUCGCCAAGCUCGAUUUGGACAGAGCGGAGGUGGAGCCGCUGGUCAAGCAAGCCGUCGCCGGCAGGGAAACGACACCUGCGUGGAGUUUUUAAGCGCGGCCCUGCAGUUCUGGACGCCCUACGUUGGGGGACCCUCUCGCCCGCGCUAGGCUCGUGGAGCGCUCGGUCUCCUUGCCAUCGCGGUCUCCGUCUUAGAUCUCACGAGCUUCGAUGCUUGACUGACCUGUCGGUGCCUGGCCCACUCGCGGGAGUGCAAGACGCGAGGCGGCUUGCACGUGAGCUUCGCGAUUUACUCGAUCACCUCCACAGGCGGUAUGAGGCGACCUCUCAUUUCUGCCCGGUCUCCGACGCGGAUGGGGGGCCAGCGCCGGGUUUCGACGGGCGCGGGCCAGCAGAAGGCAUUGGUUCGCAGCGACGAGCGAGAGGAGGAGUUACCCGCAAAGGUUUCGCCCUAUGCCGCCGGCCUCCUGUCUCGGGCAUUGGGACAUGCAAAAGCUAA